GGCCCCGGGGAUCCAAGACACCGCCCGCGCGCAGUCUCGGGUCGCUGCCUCCCGGGGGCUUUUGCCAGCGACGCCGCGGGCCUGCGUGCUGGGGCAGCGGGCGCUUCUUCGACCUCGUCCUCCUCGUUCUGUGCGGCCGGGUGAGGCCGGGCCCGCGUAGGGUGCAGGCGGCGGCUGCCUCCGGCGGAGGUGCCUCGCGGCGCCCGGGCCGGCCCGCGCCUCGGCGGCGUGCUCCAUGCAUCCGGAGCCCGCCCCGCCCCCGAGCCGCAGCAGCCCCGAGCUUCCCCCAAGCGGCGGCAGCACCACCAGCGGCAGCCGCCGGAGCCGCCGCCGCAGCGGAGACGGGGAGCCCCCGGGGGCCCCGCCGCCGCCGCCGCCAGCCGUCACCUACCCGGACUGGAUCGGCCAGAGUUACUCCGAGGUGAUGAGCCUCAACGAGCACUCCAUGCAGGCGCUGUCCUGGCGCAAGCUCUACUUGAGCCGCGCCAAGCUCAAAGCCUCCAGCCGGACGUCGGCUCUGCUCUCCGGCUUCGCCAUGGUGGCGAUGGUGGAGGUGCAGCUGGAUGCUGACCACGACUACCCGCCGGGGCUGCUCAUCGCCUUCAGCGCCUGCACCACAGUGCUGGUGGCUGUGCACCUGUUUGCACUCAUGAUCAGCACCUGCAUCCUGCCCAACAUUGAGGCGGUGAGCAACGUGCACAAUCUCAACUCGGUCAAGGAGUCCCCCCACGAGCGCAUGCACCGGCACAUCGAGCUGGCCUGGGCCUUCUCCACCGUCAUCGGCACGCUGCUCUUCCUGGCCGAGGUCGUGCUGCUCUGCUGGGUCAAGUUCUUGCCCCUCAAGAAGCAGCCAGGCCAGCCAAGGCCCACCAGCAAGCCCCCCGCCGGUGGCGCAGCCGCCAACGUCAGUACCAGCGGCAUCACCCCGGGCCAGGCAGCCGCCAUCGCCUCGACCACGAUCAUGGUGCCUUUCGGCCUGAUCUUUAUCGUCUUCGCCGUCCACUUCUACCGCUCACUGGUCAGCCAUAAGACGGACCGACAGUUCCAGGAGCUCAACGAGCUGGCGGAGUUUGCCCGCUUACAGGACCAGCUGGACCACAGAGGGGACCACCCCCUGACGCCCGGCAGCCACUAUGCCUAGGCCCAUGUGGUCUGGGCCCUUCCAGUGCUUUGGCCUUACGCCCUUCCCCAUGACCUUGUCCUGCCUCAGCCUCACGGACAGCCUGUGCAGGGGGCUGGGCUUCAGCAAAGGGCAGAGUGUGGAGGGAAGAGGCUUUUUAUAAGAGAAAUUCUGCACUUUGAAACUGUCCUGUAAGAGAAUAAGCAUUUCCUGUUCUUCCAGCUCCAGGUCCACCUCCUGUUAGGAGGCGGUGGGGGACCAAAGUGGGGCCACACACUUGCUGUGUCCCCUCUCCUCCCCUGUGCCAGUGCCACCUGGGUGCCUCCUCCUGUCCUGUCCUGUCUGCCUCAACCUCCCUCCCGUCCAGCGUUCAGUGUGUACGUGUGUGUGUGACACAUAAAUACACUCAUAAGGACACCUC
Messenger RNA from Symphalangus syndactylus (siamang), 1541 nucleotides. Its product is annotated as calcium release-activated calcium channel protein 1. NCBI's taxonomy places the organism in Eukaryota, Metazoa, Chordata, Mammalia, Primates, Hylobatidae. Gene Ontology annotation, molecular function: store-operated calcium channel activity. Gene Ontology annotation, cellular component: membrane. The record is from RefSeq and is a predicted model, not a curated record. Gene Ontology annotation, biological process: store-operated calcium entry.